Messenger RNA from Eimeria mitis, 1176 nucleotides. RefSeq lists its product as uncharacterized. The coding region runs from base 1 to 1176 and encodes 391 amino acids. Gene Ontology annotation, molecular function: ATP binding; thiamine diphosphokinase activity. NCBI's taxonomy places the organism in Eukaryota, Apicomplexa, Conoidasida, Eucoccidiorida, Eimeriidae. The record is from RefSeq and is a predicted model, not a curated record. The transcript has 4 exons. Gene Ontology annotation, biological process: thiamine diphosphate biosynthetic process.
AUGGUGCGUCCGCCGCAUGUUAUGGGGCCAACAAUUCUCUGUGAGAAGGGAGUCCGCAUGGAAUCCUUCCUCCUACUUAAGGAAUAUCGAUUUAUGAAGAUGGAGCUGCCAAUGGGGACCGAGCUAGUACAGGGUCUGAGGGAGCGAAGACCUGUCAGUAGUCCUCAGCAGGGCAGUGUGGACCAGUGCCUACACCGCUACGAAGCGACAUCUGUUGGCACUUUCCACAUGCUUCCCCUCUACCGUGCUGUUGAGGCCAAACAACAACAACAGCAGCAGCAGCAGCAAGAACAGGAGGUUCAGCAGCAGCAGCAGCAAGCUCAGGACUUAACUGGGGGGAUGAAAAGAAAUGCCCUAGAUCCCCCCGUCGCUGCAGCGGCUCCUUGGUUGUCUGCAGCUCCCGUGCCUUCAGGCGUACAAUUUAGAAGCAGCAGUAGCAAUGGCAGCAGAAUUAACAGCAACAGAAGCAGCAACGACCGGAUGCUGACAACUGUGCACGAUCUUCGCUUUUUGGAAACGGUCUUGAGGCACCGUGAGAUUUCGGCUGCUCCUGCCUAUGCAGAGGCUGCAGCAGUAGAGACAAAAGCAGAAGAUGCCUCUGCAGCUGCUUCAGGGAGAGGAAGAGUUGUGGUGCUGCUGCUCAAUAGGCCGUUUCCUUCUUACGUACACUGUUUGCUUGAAAACGCAUCGCUAGUCGUCGCAGCUGACGGCGCCGCCAACCACAUGCUUCCCCUCUACCGUGCUGUUGAGGCCAAACAACAACAACAGCAGCAGCAGCAAGAACAGGAGGUUCAGCAGCAGCAGCAGCAAGCGCAGGACUUACCUGGGGGGAUGAAAAGAAAUGCCCUAGACCACCCCGUCGCUGCAGCGGCUCCUUGGUUGUCUGCAGCUCCCCUGCCUUCAGGCGUACGUACGCUAAAAUCAGCAGCAAGCGCAGGACUUACCUGGGGGGAUGAAAAGAAAUGCCCUAGACCCCCCCGUCGCUGCAGCGGCUCCUUGGUUGUCUGCAGCUCCCCUGCCUUCAGGCGUACGUACGCUAAAAUUGCCCGCCUGUAUAUGCGGAGAUUUGGAUUCUUCUACCACGGAGGUGCGCAGCAGAAGUAUCUUGGUCCUCUUAUUCGUUUUCUUUCUGCAGCCAUUCUAUUCGUCGAGGACGUAUAUAUAUGUUAUACAUGA